Saprolegnia parasitica CBS 223.65 is the source of this 1514-nucleotide messenger RNA. RefSeq lists its product as hypothetical. Lineage: Eukaryota; Oomycota; Saprolegniomycetes; Saprolegniales; Saprolegniaceae. The record is from RefSeq and is a predicted model, not a curated record. Gene Ontology annotation, biological process: cellulose catabolic process. The coding region runs from base 1 to 1482 and encodes 493 amino acids. The transcript is spliced from 2 exons. Gene Ontology annotation, molecular function: hydrolase activity, hydrolyzing O-glycosyl compounds.
AUGCAAGAUGCGGGCGUGGGCAGCGUCUACGGCGCAUUCCCGAAUUUCACUCUUCCCAUGUAUUACGUCCCGCGCCUUCUUGCGGCCAUGGCGUUGGCUGCCAGCGCCGUCUCGGCGGGCCUCUGCACCGCCGUGCCACCCGUCUCAUACGCCGCAGCGGCCCAAAAACCGCACUUGAAACCUGUCGUCGACGUGUUGCGCGAGUAUGCGACCGCGACCUGGUACACGGACCGCGGUGGUGACUCGAUCUCGGAAUUGCUCUCAAAAUGCGCCGGCGCCACCCCUGUCAUUGUCAUCUAUGGUCUUCCGGGCAAGGACUGCGCGGGGCACUACUCGUCGAACGGCGGCAACCAGUCGCCGGCCGACUAUGCGCGCUGGAUCGACAGCCUCGUGUCCCGCGUCGGCAACACCAACGUCAUUUACAUCCUCGAGCCGGAUGCGAUUGGCAAUUUGGCCAACAACGAGUGCGCGACACAACGAGGGUACCUCCCGAACCUCAAGGUCGCGCUCACAAAGCUCUCGUCGAAUGCAAACGCGCAGAUCUACGCCGAUGUCGCGGGCUGGGCCAAUCAAGGCGCGGCGCAAGAGGUGCUGUCCAACCUCAAGUCGGCCGGUCGCCUUAACGGCAUUGCCAUCAACACGUCCAACUACAAGGACACGAACACGCUCAAGAGCAUUUGCCAAGCGUACUCGAGUGCGACCGGUGGUCUCCACUGCGUCUUUGAUACCUCGCGCAACUACCGUGGGUCGCCUCAAAGCGAGUGGUGCAACGCCAAGUCGGGUGGCAUUGGCGCGCCGCCGGGGACACCGACAGGCAGCUCGAUUGUCGACCACUACCUCUGGAUCAAGGUGCCGGGGGAGAGCGACGGGGGGUGCGACAACGGCACGCACUCGUCCGACGCGAGCAAGGGGCCUGCCGCCGGUGAGUUCUUUGAGAACCACUUGGCGCAGCUGUGGGACCAAGGUUACUUUGUCAGCGAAAAAGGCAUGCCCAAGAUCGGCGGCAACUGGGGCAACCAACCGUCGCCGCAACCAUCGCCGCAACCGUCGCCGAGCACAAGUGCACCCGCGACGUCGACACCGGCACCAACAACCGAGACCCCGGCACCGACAACGGAAACAGUGACACCGGCACCGACCAAUGCGACGACAACGACACCGGCACCCACGACGACGACGACCGAAGAGCCCGCCUCGGUGACCGAAGCAGCGUCGAUUGCGCCGACGACCAAGCCGAUGGCGACAACCGCGGCCGCCAACGUUGUGAGCGUCCAGUCGGGCGGCGAAGAGUCGUCGAGCAACGGCAUUGUGAUUGCGCUUGCGUCGCUCGUCGGUGUCGCGGCGGUCGUGGCCGCGGUCCUUGCGGCCGUCGUCAUCCGAAAGCGCAACUUGCGCGAGAAGGACGACGACAUGAUCGAACGCGACUCGCGCGGCAUCGUCGUGCUCGUGGGUACCUCCCGGUACAGCGAAGCCGUGCUCUAAGCCCAACAUGCGCCUUUGCUCCAUCCGUCAGU